Messenger RNA from Cynoglossus semilaevis (tongue sole), 5263 nucleotides. Its product is annotated as axin-1-like. NCBI's taxonomy places the organism in Eukaryota, Metazoa, Chordata, Actinopteri, Pleuronectiformes, Cynoglossidae. Gene Ontology annotation, cellular component: plasma membrane; nucleus; beta-catenin destruction complex. Gene Ontology annotation, molecular function: protein kinase binding; ubiquitin protein ligase binding; molecular adaptor activity. The transcript has 13 exons. Gene Ontology annotation, biological process: cell development; negative regulation of canonical Wnt signaling pathway; positive regulation of protein kinase activity. The coding region runs from base 570 to 2864 and encodes 764 amino acids. The record is from RefSeq and is a predicted model, not a curated record.
AUAUAGUCAUUGAAAUAUGUUUUGUUGAAUUUUUGUAACAACAUUUUGGAGGAGUGGUGGCUUGGUGGUUAAGGAAGCAGACUGGUCUGGGAAGGUCCCAUGUUCGAGUCCAGCAGCUGCCAAGUUACCACUAAGGGUGAACCAUUUGCCAGCAGAACCGUUGCCAGAGGCGAAGAUCUGACUUCUGCCUUGUGCAAUCUGAGACAUGAGUGUAGUCAGAGAAUUACAUGGGAUUGGGUUCAGGGGCGGUGGUGGGGUUGUAGCCUCUAUGAACGGUCCUACCCAUUUUACUGAAGAUGCUCCCAGACCUCCAGUUCCCGGCGAGGAGGGGUCUGACGUGGACCCUCCGGUCCAGUCGGCCGGCACCCGUCCAAAUACGUUUUCCCAAACACUCGGCUAUCCCCUGUCAUCCUCGUUGUCUAAAAUGGGGGAUCCUUCAAGUUAUACACCCUCCUCAUCAUCUGCAACUCCACGCCGCCCUGAUCUAGACUUGGGCUAUGAACCGGAGGGCUCAGCCUCGCCGACUCCGCCGUACCUGAAGUGGGCUGAGUCCCUUCACUCACUACUAGAUGACCAGGAAGGCAUCCAGCUUGCGUCAGGAAGUGUGUGCGGACCUUCUGGACUUCUGGUUUGCUUGCUCGGGGUUCAGGAAGACCAGUCAAGAGAAGAGGGCAAAGCUGGCCAAGGCCAUCUACAGGAAGUACAUUGUCGACGGAAGCGGGAUUGUCUCGAGGCAGAUCAAAGCAGCCACCAAGAGCUUCAUCAGAGACUGCGUGGGGAAGCCGCAUCCAGACCCUGCCAUGUUUGAACAGGCCCAGACAGAGAUCCAGGCCAUGAUCGAGGAGAACACCUAUCCUCUGUUCCUAAAGUCAGAUCUGUACCUGGAGUACACAAGAACUGGAGGAGAAAGUCCAAAACCUAACCCCAGCGAUCAGAGCCCUUCGUCGGGGCCUUCCAAGCCUGUGCCGGCAUACUUACCCACCCUUCCCGAAGAUGACGAGUGGAGGUGUGGUAGUGGAGGUGGCGGAGGAGGAGUGAGGGAGGAUGAUGAAGAAAAAGAUGAGGAGUGUGGAGACACACCAGCUAGUCGCCUGACGCACAGCUUGUUGAUGCAGACGGCGACACAGAGAGUGUCAGUGAGCAGAAGGCGACAGGAAAGCAGGGAGUACAGACCCUGGAGGGAACCGGUUAACCCAUACUACUUAAACAUGGGCUACGCUGGUGCUCCAGCCACCAGCGCCAAUGACAGCGAGCAGCAGAGCAUGUCGAGUGAUGCAGACACACUGUCGCUGACUGACAGCAGUGUAGACGGUAUUCCUCCAUAUCGAUAUCGAAAGCAGCAUCGUAAAGAGAUGCAUGAAAGUGCCAAAGCCAAUGGACGUGUGCCCCUACCUCAUAUACCUCGCACGUACCGCAUGCCAAAGGAUAUUCACGUGGAGCCUGAGAGGUUUGCAGCAGAGCUGAUCAGCAGGCUGGAGACGGUACUCAGAGAGAGAGAGGCUCAGGAAAGACUUGAAGAGAGGCUGAAGAGAGUACGACUGGAAGAAGAGGGGGAUGAUGCUGACAUCUCCAUGACAACCUCCAUGUCUUCUCACAGCAUACCACUUCCCCUCCCCUCUUCAUUUCCUCCUCUCUACGGAGCCCGUUACUCAGAGACCACUGCUAACACGGCAACAGUCACCACUUACGGCGGCCUGGUUGCCAUGGAGGAUUCCCAUGAAGAUGACCCUGAGUCCAUUUUGGACGACCAUGUGUCACGUGUGAUGAAAACCCCAGGCUGCCAGUCACCAGGGGCAACCAACAGCACCUUAGGAGGAGGAGGACGACACACUCCUCCCAAAUCCUCACGUUCACCUGACGGAGGGGUUGGACCGCCUCAUUACCCCCCACACCGAGGAGGAGGACACAGUGCUCCUCCUGCUGCUGUCAAAGGUAUUCACCACCACAAGCAGCUCUACCACCACAGAGGGCGAGAAGGACAAGAGGAACCAGGUUCCAGGUCGCAGGCUAACUUCCCAUGGAACGGAGACCCAGCUGCUCAGUAUCCAGGGAGGGGUCGUAACUACGCUGAUGGGGCUGGAGCCAGCACGCUGGAGGGAAUGGGCUACGGCAGUAAAGGGAGCACGUUGUCAAGGCGAGGCUGCAAGAAGCCCUCAGAGACAUCAGGCAAAGUGGAUGAGAGUGGGCGGGCUGUGGAGACUCAGGUGCCACUGGAGGACCUGGAGAGGAACCAGAAGAUCCUGCAAUGGAUGAUGGAUGGAGAACGGCAAAGGAAGAGCUCCCACGGCGGCAGCACCAGUAGCUCCAGGAGGACGGGCACCAGCAGCGAGUCUCCACGGCCAACCUCAGUGGAGCGCCCUGGCGCCGUCCACCCUUGGGUCUCAGCUCAGCUCCGAAACAACCCCUCAUCAGUGUCGAACACUAUCCCUGGCUCGUCGACUGGCCAGGUCCAGCCUUCACACCCGUUCAUCCAGGACCCAGCUAUGCCCCCCAAUCCAGCUCCCAACCCCCUUACCCAACUAGAGGAGGCUAGGAGGAGGUUGGAGGAAGAGAGGAGGAGGAACGCACUACAGCAGGCAAAGCAGAGGCACAAGUCUGGUAAACGCCAAGUGUGUGAAAACAUGACGGUCGCUUACUAUUUUUGUGGAGAGCCGAUCCCGUACAGGACAUCAGUCAAAGGUCGUGUGGUGACUUUGGGUCAGUUCAAAGAGUUGCUCACGAAAAAGGGCCACUACAGGUUCUACUUCAAGAAAGUAAGCGACGAGUUUGACUGUGGUGUAGUGUUUGAGGAAGUGCGCGACGAUGACGCCAUCUUGCCAAUCUUUGAGGAGAAGAUCAUUGGGAAAGUUGAGAAGGUUGAUUGAGAUUUGGGAACCGUAAGACGAUGAAUACCUGCACAAAAAAAAUAAUCAUUUGGAAAAAGAAAGAGAACGGGUCGGGUUGGUAAGAAAACAGAGCUGUGUGAAAACAGAAGAAGUAAGUAGAAAGAUGGACAGAGCAGUGUGUUGACAGAGGAGCUGGUUUUUAUUUAUGGAAUACGUCUGUCUGUGUCGAAGCCACAUGGAGGGAAGAAGCUCAGUUGGAUUGAACUGAAAUGAUUUCACCUGUCUUUGUUCUGGUGUGAAUAGUCAAGGACGGCUGUAAUCAUUUGAAUCGGGUCCGUUUCUUAUGUUGGUGGAUGGAACCAGGGUGAGAGGAAAGUCUUCCACCAGGAGGCGUCUGUCCUCCAUCAGACCAUUACGAUGCUGCUACAUUACCACGGAAACUCUGUAAUUGGUGCUUGGACAGUCAAGAAUGCAGUCCUGGUCCAUUCUGGAGUCUCACUGCCUUUUGCUGUCUCUGUUCCUCAUCAGCUGGACACGAGGAGAGGACAGAGGAUUUUUGGGGAGUGGAACUUUUUUUCAAGUGUGUGUUUGCCUGUUUCUCCUCUCAGUGACUUCACAGCCUCAAAACAGAAUCUUUCUCACCCUCCACUCCUGGAUUUGUGUAGUGUUCUCACAUCCACAUCUGUGGACAAGCGUUCUUUACGUAACUUGUUUACCAAAGCUACAUAUUUUUGAUAAACACAAGUAUCCUACUUACUUGUUUUCAUUUAAUUUGACUUGUGUAUGUACAAGGCAGGUACUAUAACUUACUAAUGCAGCCUAAUCUUGUCAUAUCUCCACUUUGUAUUUUUGUGUAUGUUUUGAAGCUCAGUCAUUAGUCAUUUCAGGGCAACCAUUUUUCUUGUCCUUUGUCUAAACCACAUUCAGACACCUCAGCUCUGUACUGUUUACCUUUCUCAUUUUUCUGUUGUGUUCAUUCACCUCAAAAAUCCCAAACACACGGUAACCCUCUGUUGGACACUGAUGAUGCAACAACUUUGACCACAACACCUGUUUUUUUUUUUUGUUUUCUUUCGGUAGCUGCCUGUGAACCUCAUGCUGUCUUGUAUUGUUAUUAUUUUUGCACGUCAGGAUGCCGUGUGCGCGUCUCGGUGCCUGCCUUCCCGUCUGUCUCUGCCAUUAUUCCCAAAAUGUGUUUAAUGUGCAUCGGAAAGUGUGAUCGCCUGUGUCAGUCCCAGUUGUGUGAACUCAGCCAAAGAGCAUAUCUCACUGCCUUCGUGUAAUUCUAAACAGUUGAGGUCUUGUGCUACACAUGUCAAGGUCACAAUAAACGGUUAAUUCAUUAGUGUAAAGGUCAAAGAAGCCAGGACGACAGCUGCAGUUUUUGUUGUCCACACUGAAGAGUAAAGAUGUCCUCCAACAACCCACGCAGCUUUACCUACAGUUAGUAAAAUAAUUUAGCUCUCAAUUAAAUUGUAUUUAAUAUAUUAUUUAACACUUUUUAAGGUUCAAGGUAGUUUAAUUUGAUAACUUUAGGCCUAGAUCCACUCCUUCCCCUUGUCUUCUUUUUAUAUAAGCUAAGCUAAUUGGCUCCUGGCUGCAGUUUAAUAUUUUAAACAAAGAAACAUGUUCAUCUCACCAUACCAUUCUAUUGACCACUGAUUUAACACGUUUUAAUAAACUGCACAGGCAACACACUCAAGUUGGCUGAAUGUUUUCUGUGUUAAAACCCCCCCCGAAACUCUCAGAUUCUCCUCCAUCUCCUCGCCUGACUGUUUUUGUCACGGAGGUUAACUGAAUGUCAUCAGAAAUCAACGUGAGAAUGUCGAACAACACUUUGAUUUUUUUUUCUGCCCUGUAAGGGAAACAUUGGAUUGUUAAAACAUUUAUUUUGUCCUUACUCCAACACAUUUGGCCUUCAGUGUGAAAUUUAAAGAUUUAGACAUGUAUUUGUUUAUUAAAGCUGUCAUUUUAAUAUACACUAAGCAUGUUCUUAAUGAGGAAUGUUUUCCUGAUGGGUUGAAUAAUCUAUUUGUUUUUAUUGUUUUAUGUACAAACUGCUAUAGCCCUCUUAUUUUACCUGUUGUGUUAGAAAGAGCUCCCGGGAACAGUGUUUCCUGGGACACUACUUUGGUGAACAGAACAAAAUAUUUGCGUCAGUUUGUGUGAAACACAGUGCCUUUGUCAUGAUAUCUAUAGAAAUCACACUUUUAUUUUCCCUCUGUCCUGUUAGACGUUAGCUGCAGUCAUGCUGUCUCACUUUGGUUCUGAUACUCUGUGCUGUAAAUAUGUACAUUAUCAUUUCAUACAUUUCUUCAGACCUGCACCACGUUCAUGGUGUUUCUGUUUUUCAAAGUUGAACGCCAAGAUGUCACUGUGCUGGUUCCACUUGUACAUUUCUUUUAAAAGGUACUUCAUAAUAAAGAUGUUAAAAGAAA